AGGUGUUGGAAAAGUCUAGAAGACCACACUGCCUCAUCACUACUUCUCUUUCACUAUAAAUAGGAUCAUACCCAUAAAUACAGUCCACCAGAUAGUCUCAUUUGAUUUGUGAUCUCUCAUCUCUACAAUCUGAUCAUUUUCCACCGUUUCUAAGGGGUGUUCUGAGAUCACAUAGAACGAUGGUGAAGGCUGUGGCUGUUCUUGGAGCUAGUCCGAAUGUCUCUGGCACUAUCUACUUCACCCAGGAAGGAGAUGGACCAACUACAGUAACUGGAAGUAUUUCUGGUCUUAAACCUGGACUCCAUGGCUUCCAUGUGCACGCUCUUGGAGACACAACAAACGGUUGCAUGUCAACUGGACCACAUUUCAAUCCUGCUAGCAAAGAGCAUGGCGCUCCUGAAGAUGAGAAUCGUCAUGCUGGUGAUCUGGGAAACGUCAAUGUUGGUGCUGAUGGCACAGUAAAUUUCACAAUCAUUGACAAGCAGAUUCCCCUUUCUGGACCAAAUUCCAUUAUUGGAAGGGCUGUUGUUGUCCACGCAGAUCCAGAUGAUCUUGGCAAGGGAGGACAUGAACUUAGCAAGAGCACUGGAAAUGCAGGUGGCCGAGAAGCUUGUGGUAUCAUUGGUCUCCAAGGAUGAACUGCAUCUUCUAAUCCCUACUCUGCUGUAUGCUUUGCAAAGGACUUGUCGAGAACUCUUCUAAAUAAAUAACAAACUUUUGUCCACUCUCUUCAGGUCUAUUUUUGUGAUCCUAAAUUAGGUACUGUACUCUGUCGUAUGCUUCGCGAAGGACUUGUCGAGAACUCAACAAACUUUUGUCCACUCUCUUCAGGUCUGUUUUUGUGAUCGUAAAUUAGGUACUGUACUCUGUUGUAUGCUUUGCGAAGGACUUGUCGAGAACUCUUCUAAAUAAAUAACAAACUUUUGUCCA
Molecule: messenger RNA, 930 nt
Organism: Quercus robur (English oak)
Lineage: Eukaryota; Viridiplantae; Streptophyta; Magnoliopsida; Fagales; Fagaceae
Product: superoxide dismutase [Cu-Zn] 4A
Exons: 8
Coding region: 180-638 (152 amino acids)
Biological process (GO): removal of superoxide radicals
Molecular function (GO): copper ion binding; superoxide dismutase activity
Source: RefSeq, a predicted model, not a curated record